Rotaria sordida is the source of this 462-nucleotide messenger RNA. The record is from the annotation of a GenBank genome assembly. NCBI's taxonomy places the organism in Eukaryota, Metazoa, Rotifera, Eurotatoria, Philodinida, Philodinidae.
AUGAUGCGUCUUCUUAUGGAUGAAUCUACAUCUUUAUAUAAUUGUUCACGGCUAAUUCAAUCAAAUAUAUCUAAUGCUAUGUUUAUUGCUUGUACACAUGAUAGAUGUGUAUUAAGUGAUGGUAUUCCACAUAUCAAUGAUGUAUGGCCUGGUGUUCAUAUUCGAUAUAUUCCUCAUGGACAUAUUAGUGCAUUUUUAUUUAAUCAAUCAGAUUUUCAUCAUGCUGUUGCUAAAAUGUUACAACGACAAGAAUCAAUUAGUGAUCUAUCUAAUUUUUAUUUAAUACAAAAUUUAGUUAAACUUCGUCACACAAUACCGACAACAAUUGAUAUUAUUGAAAAAUUACCUUCAUUUUGUUAUCUUGUUCGAUAUAAUAAUGUUGUAUCUGAUCAUCUUGAAGUAAAAAAUGUUCUACAUUUAUUUACAAAAAUAGUUGAACAUGAACAUGUGAAAGAACUAUAA